UUAGGUCACCAGUCCACAUUGUCGCUGCCAGGAUGAGGAUUCGAUUUCUGCCUUCUGAGGGAGAAGGUUAACCCCUGCGCUGUGGCUGCUUGGCGACACUGCAGAGCUUAUGAAGGGCGGUGCUCUACGCGCAGUUCUUUUAUUUGGAAGACAGUGGCGGUGUGCGAAGAAGCAUGGAGGCUUUCUGCAGCAAGGGUCGCGGGGAUGUCUUUUGGGAUUUAAACAGAACAUGGCAUACAGAUAAUCCAGACUUUACACACUGCUUCCAGAUAACCAUCCUAGUCUGGAUCCCUUGUAUCUACAUGUGGAUUUGUUUUCCAUUCUACUUUCUUUAUCUUCGUUAUAAUGAUCAAGGUUAUAUUACAAUGUCACUGCUCAAUAAAAUUAAAACGGCUUUGGGGUUUGCGUUAUGGAUCAUCUGCUGGGCAGACCUUUUCUAUGCUUUCUGGGAAAGAAGUAAUGGAUUUGGGCGAGCUCCUGCUUUCAUUGUGAGCCCUGCAGUGCUUGGGGUUACAAUGUUGUUUGCAGUUUUCCUUGUACAGUAUGAACGGCUAAAGGGUUUGCAAUCCUCUGCUGUUCUUUUGAUCUUUUGGCUGCUUACAUUGGUGUGUGCUAUACCAAAACUGAGGUCAAAUAUAAUGGCUUCUAUAUACCAGAAACCUCUGGCUGAUAUUUUUCGGGAGGUCACCUUUUACAUAUAUUUUGUUCUCGUAGCGGUCGAAUUUGUUCUUUGCUGCAUGACAGAUCAUCCUCCUCUCUUCUCUGACUAUGUUAAGGAUGCUAACCUUUGUCCUGAGCUAAGUGCUUCAUUCCUAUCGAAGUUAAGUUUCUGGUGGUUUACAGGAAUGACGAUUCUGGGAUAUAAACGACCAUUACAGCCAGAAGAUUUGUGGUCUUUGAAUAAGAAGGAUGAAUCAAAAAAAAUUGUACCACAGCUAGUUGAAGAAUGGGAAAAGGAAUGUUCCAAGAUAAUAAAGCCAGAAAAGAUGACAUACUCACCAAAGAAAUCAAAAUCAGUGAAAAAAGAACAGCAGAGUGCUGAUGAAGCACAAGUAUUGAUUUUGAAGAAGAAAGGGAAUUUGAAGCCUUCAUUACUCAAAGCACUUUGUAAAGUUUUUGGGCCAUAUUUUAUGAUCAGCUUUAUCUACAAAGUGAUCCAUGACUUGCUCAUGUUUGCAAGUCCUGAAAUUCUGAAGUUGCUGUUGCAGUUUGUGAAUAAUGACAAAGCUCCCGCCUGGCAAGGCUACUUUUACGCUUUCCUGCUAUUUUUAUGUGCAUUUAUACAGACACUCUUCCUCCAUCAAUAUUUUCAGAUAUGUUUUGUUACUGGAAUGAGAUUAAAAACUGCUAUCAUAGGAGCAGUUUACAGAAAGGCCCUUGUUAUUUCAAAUGCUGCAAGAAAAACCUCCACAGUUGGCGAAAUUGUAAAUUUGAUGUCAGUAGAUGCACAGAAAUUCAUGGAUUUGAUCACUUACUUGAACAUGAUUUGGUCUGCACCUCUUCAGGUUAUCCUAGCUAUAUACUUCCUGUGGCAGAAUCUAGGUCCCUCGGUGCUAGCUGGUGUGGCUGUCAUGAUUCUAUUAGUCCCUCUAAAUGGCGUGAUUGCAAUGAAGAUGAAAAACUUCCAGGUGACACAGAUGAAGGAAAAAGACAACCGUAUCAAACUGAUGAAUGAAAUUCUAAAUGGAAUAAGAGUAAUAAAAUUGUAUGCUUGGGAGCUUGCAUUUAAAGCAAAGGUACUGCAUAUUAGAGCGAAGGAGCUUGAAGUACUAAAAAGUGCUGUCUAUCUCUCAGCUGUGUCUACGUUCACUUGGGUCUGUGCACCAUUUCUGGUUGCUUUAUCUACAUUUGCAGUAUAUGUGCUUAUAGACGAGGAGAAUGUGCUGGAUGCUCAGAAAGCUUUUGUUUCAUUGGCACUCUUUAACAUUCUCAGAUUCCCACUUAACAUGCUACCCAUGCUCAUUACCAGUUUGGUACAGGCAAAGGUUUCUUUAGAUCGCCUGGAAAAAUUCCUUUCUCAUGAUGAACUGGACCUUGAUGCUGUGAACAAACAUUUCAAUUUAAGCUCAUUGAACAGUAUCAUUGUGAAUAAUGGAACUUUCACUUGGUCUAAAGAGGACCCCCCAUGUCUUAACAACAUUGAUAUAGAAAUUCCAGAUGGCUUUCUUGUGGCUGUUGUGGGACAUGUUGGAUGUGGAAAAUCUUCCCUACUUUCUGCAUUGCUUGGGGAAAUGGAGAAAAUAGAAGGCUAUGUUGCUGUUAAGAAUUCAGUAGCGUAUGUUCCACAGCAGGCGUGGAUUCAGAAUGCAUCUUUAAAACAAAAUAUUCUCUUUGGUGAGAAAUUAGUGGAAGAGUGGUACAAUAAAGUGGUUGAGGGCUGUGCGCUUCUGCCUGAUCUGGAGACUCUGCCUGCAGGAGAUGAGACAGAAAUAGGAGAAAAGGGUGUAAAUUUGUCUGGAGGACAGAAGCAGAGGGUGAGUCUUGCUCGAGCAGUAUAUAGUAAUAAAGCAGUGUACUUUCUGGAUGAUCCACUCUCUGCUGUUGAUUCACAUGUUGGUCGUCAUAUCUUUGAAAAAGUGAUUGGACCCAAUGGUUUACUGAAAGGCAAGACCCGUGUCCUUGUAACUCAUGGUAUUAGCUUCCUGCCUCAAAUGAAUAUGAUUUUUGUGAUGGUUGAUGGGAGAAUUUCGGAGUCUGGAACCUACAAGGAACUUCUAGAACAAAAAGGAGCGUUUUCAGAAUUUCUCAGAAUGCAUGCACCAACAGAAAAUGAAGAAAAAAAAAAGAAGAGAAAGAUUGCCUGGAUAUCGGAGGAUCCCCACAUGCUCCAUGGAGUUCAAAAUGACUCAGCAGGAAAGGAACAGAAUGAAAAUACCAAAGGUCCGCAAAAGACAUGGUACAAUUUCCUCCAAGGUGCUCUUGGCAAGAACAAGUCCGCCUCUGGGUCUAAUGAUCAGAUAGCAACACAUUCUGAGCAGCAAAAUUCACCAAAAAUGGACAACUCUGGAAAAGAAGAAAGAAAAAAAGCUGUUGUGAAACUAGCAGAAGCUGAUAAAGCUCUGACUGGUAGGGUCAAAUUCAGCGUUUUCUGGACCUAUUUAAAAGCAAUUGGAGUCUGCGCCUCUUUCUGGAUUGUAUUAUUCUACAUCUGCCAACAUGUAGCAUCCUUAUUGUCUAACUACUGGUUGAGCUUAUGGACAGAUGAUCCAGUUGUUAAUGGGACACAACUGCAUACCACACUCAGAUUGGGAGUAUAUGGUGCACUUGGAACAGCUCAAGGUGUUUUUGUGCUCUUUUCCUCAUUGAUGAUGAGUGUUGGAGGAAUAUCGGCUUCCCGUCGUCUCCAUGUUAACGUGUUGUAUGAUGUGCUGAAGUCACCAAUGAGCUUUUUUGAACAGACUCCAAGUGGUAACUUGGUAAACCGCUUCUCCAAAGAUGUUGAUACAAUAGACACAGUGCUUCCAAUGGUGAUUAAAAUGUUCUUGGGAUCGCUCUUCAAUGUUCUCACUUCUUGUGUGGUGAUUUUGGUAGCCACACCAUUAGCUGCAGUGAUUAUCCCUCCCCUGGGACUUCUCUACUUUUUUGUGCAGAGAUACUAUGUUGCUACCUCCCGUCAGCUGAAGAGGUUGGAAUCAGCUAGCCGAUCACCCGUUUUUACAAACUUCAGUGAAACUUUGCUUGGUGUCAGUGUCAUCCGUGCUUUUGGAGAAGAAGAUCGUUUUAUACGCCGUAAUGACUCCAGGGUAGAUGAAAACCAGAAAGCAUAUUACCCUAGUAUUGUUGCUAACAGGUGGUUGGCUGUGAGACUGGAAUUUGUUGGCAAUUGCAUUGUAUUUUUUUCCGCCCUCUUUGUUGUGGCUUACAGAACUACAGUCAGUCCAGGCCUAGUUGGUCUAUCCAUUUCAUAUGCUUUACAGAUAACAGCAACAUUAAACUGGCUGGUACGCAUGUCUUCAGAAGUAGAAACUAAUAUUGUUGCAGUGGAAAGAGUGCAGCAGUAUUUUGAUACUCCAAAAGAGGCACGUUGGGUUAUAAAAGAGAGUCAACCACCUCAAACAUGGCCUUGGGAAGGAAAGAUAGAAUUUAUAAAUUAUGCAUUACGGUAUAGGACAGAUCUGGACUUGGCUUUGAAGGAUAUUACACUCUCUAUAAAUGGAGGUGAAAAGAUUGGUAUAGUAGGAAGAACAGGAGCUGGGAAAUCAUCUUUUGCACUUGGCCUAUUUCGAAUAAUUGAACCGGCUCAAGGACAAAUAUACAUCGAUGGAAUUGACAUUACAAAAAUAGGCCUACAUGAUCUCAGGCUUCAGAUUACAAUAAUACCUCAGGACCCAAUAUUGUUUUCGGGUUCACUUCGAAUGAAUUUGGAUCCCUUUGAUAAGUACUCUGAUGCAGAAAUAUGGAGUGCUCUGGAACUGGCUCACCUGAAUGCAUUCGUGUCUGGUCUUUCAAACAAAUUGAAUCAUGAAUGCUCCGAAGGAGGGGAGAAUCUGAGUGUUGGACAGCGACAACUGAUUUGUUUAGCACGAGCACUUCUUCGGAAAUCCAAAGUAUUAGUUCUUGAUGAAGCCACAGCUGCUGUAGAUCUAGAAACAGACAAACUCAUCCAGUCAACGAUAAGAAACCAGUUUGAUGAAUGCACUGUACUCACCAUAGCACAUCGUCUCAACACCAUUAUGGAUUAUACACGGGUUCUGGUUCUGGACAAGGGUCAGAUGGUAGAGUUUGAUACCAUACCUAAUCUCGUACACAAAAAAGGAAUCUUCUACAAAAUGGCAAUGGACUCUGGUCUUUUGUAGCAUCAUUGUUCUUUUUGUUUUCAUCCAAAUUGGAUAUGGUACACAAAAUGUUAAACUUAAAUAUAAAACCUUUAAGUUGGCACCUGGUAUAUGUUUAUAAAAAAUUUGUAUAAAAUGAGUAUUUUCAUAUACUUUGUAGAUUUGAAAAUUUUGUUUAAGAUAAAUUGUUGCUUUAUUUAAAUAUUUAUAUGUAGUACCUAUAAAUGAGAACCUGAAUAAUGGUUUCAAGGCAUCAAAACAGAUGGUGCAUUAUGGUACUACAUUUAUUUUUGACAACGGUGUACAAUGUUAUAAAUCAUGAUGGAUGAACAAAUAAUAAAGUUUGUAGUAGCUGGCUUUGAA
Messenger RNA from Hypanus sabinus (Atlantic stingray), 5138 nucleotides. RefSeq names its product ATP-binding cassette, sub-family C (CFTR/MRP), member 1 (gene abcc1). Gene Ontology annotation, cellular component: basolateral plasma membrane. The record is from RefSeq and is a predicted model, not a curated record. Gene Ontology annotation, molecular function: glutathione transmembrane transporter activity; ATP hydrolysis activity; ATP binding. The coding region runs from base 174 to 4796 and encodes 1540 amino acids. Gene Ontology annotation, biological process: glutathione transmembrane transport; xenobiotic transport. NCBI's taxonomy places the organism in Eukaryota, Metazoa, Chordata, Chondrichthyes, Myliobatiformes, Dasyatidae. The transcript is spliced from 32 exons.